Messenger RNA from Brachypodium distachyon (stiff brome), 1732 nucleotides. Its product is annotated as probable WRKY transcription factor 48. The coding region runs from base 233 to 1177 and encodes 314 amino acids. The transcript has 4 exons. Gene Ontology annotation, molecular function: DNA-binding transcription factor activity; sequence-specific DNA binding. Gene Ontology annotation, biological process: regulation of DNA-templated transcription. Lineage: Eukaryota; Viridiplantae; Streptophyta; Magnoliopsida; Poales; Poaceae. The record is from RefSeq and is a predicted model, not a curated record.
UCGCGUUAAUUUAUUCCCAUCACCGCACCCGAAACGACCCGCGACCCCAGCCCCCGGCCCCCGGCCAGUGAGUCGCCCACGCUGCUACAACUCCAGUAGCCGCUCCACACACUACCCAGAAGGCUAGCUAGCACCGGUGCAGUGCACAACCAGUGUAGUCGCGGAGAGGGAGAGGUAAUUGAGCCAAGUAACUUUGGACGUGCGCGAUCGGCCGGAUCGGGCGUUGGGGGCCAUGGCCGGCGCCGCGGGGGACAGGCCGGAAGGGGUUGACUGGUCGUUCGCCGGGGACGGCUUCGCGGAGUACUCGUCGGCGCUUUUCGCGGAGCUCGGCGGCUGGUCGGGCGAGCUGCCGUCGCUGGAUCUGCCGGCGCCGAGGGCGGCGGUGCCGUGGCCGGAGGAGACGCCUGCGGGGCCAGCUGGCAGGUCGGCCGACGCCGGCGGCGCGUCGUCCAGCUCGAGCGGCGACGGCGCCUCCGCCGCCGCGGAGAACGCCGACAAGCCGGCGUCCGCCGCCGCCGAGGCAGCGAGCAUGAAGCCGGCGGCGGCGACGAGGAAGGGGCAGAAGCGCGCGCGGCAGGCGCGGUUCGCGUUCAUGACCAAGAGCGAGAUUGAUCACCUCGAGGAUGGCUACAGAUGGAGGAAGUAUGGGCAGAAAGCCGUCAAGAACAGCCCUUUCCCAAGGAGCUACUACAGAUGCACCAACAGCAAAUGCACGGUGAAGAAGCGCGUGGAGCGGUCGUCAGACGACCCGUCCGUGGUGAUCACCACCUACGAGGGCCAGCACUGCCACCACACCGCCUCCUUCCAGCGCGGAUUCGGCGCCGGUGCCACGCCCACGGCGAUGCAUCACAUCCACGGCGCCGCGGCCGUUGCCCUGGCGGAGCAAAUGGCCUUCGUCUCAGCGCAGCAGCAACAGCAGCAGCUGUACAACCAGCUGCAAGCUGCACCUUUGCGACUACGGCAGACGAACGUCCUAAUCCCAUCCACGGAGUCUCCGGAGACUGGCGUUAGCUCGACGACGACGGCGUCUUUGCAGCAGCUGAAUGGGAGCAACGAGCUCCGUAGCCCGACGGCGGCCAUGGCGCGGUCACCGUCGUCGUCGUCGGUGCCUCCCUCUGUGUCGUUUGAUAUGGGACUGCUUGGCGACAUCGUGCCUCCUGGAGUAAGACAUGGAUGACAAUAUAUGACUAAUUAUCUUCUUAAUAGCCAUACGGGAAGGCAUGCCGCUAGGACGGAGCGAGGCAUGGGCAGAAGAAAAGGCAGAUCAUGCAGCUCAGCGGCUAGGGUUUUCAGCUCCUUCAGGAAUUAAGCACUACUCUAGUUGAGUGCUAGCUUUCUGACGACAAGAUUUGCUAGUGAUUUUGCACUAAACGCGCCGCGCCUCAUUAUUUAUUUGAAGGCCGGUGCAAAUUCGAUCGAUCCCAUGGAUGGCAGAUUCUGUGCCCAAUAUAUAUUCACCUAACUCAGCCGAUAUCUGGCUUUCUGUUGGCAUGCAGCACUUGGAUCACCUGAAUUCCUUAAUCGAUCUCCUUGUAGAACAAUAUAAUACUAUAACCUGAAUUACCUGAGUAUGAAUUAGUGCUUAAGUUCUAGCUAUAGCAGUUUUUUUUUAAAUUGGUCUCUAGCUCUAGCAGGUUUGUAAUGUAGUGUCGGUAGCUAGAUGCUAGAAACAGAUCGAUCAUUCGACCAUUGUUUUAAUUAUCUUUACUCCUAUUAAUUCCGACUUUAAUUA